Molecule: messenger RNA, 3335 nt
Organism: Xenopus tropicalis (tropical clawed frog)
Lineage: Eukaryota; Metazoa; Chordata; Amphibia; Anura; Pipidae
Gene: carf
Product: calcium responsive transcription factor
Exons: 15
Coding region: 670-2958 (762 amino acids)
Biological process (GO): regulation of DNA-templated transcription
Molecular function (GO): DNA-binding transcription factor activity
Source: RefSeq, a predicted model, not a curated record
UAUUCAUUCAGGGGUUAGUUUGCCUUUAGCAGAUACAAUAUACAUUUUAGAUGUACGCAUUUCUUGUGAUAGUUGCAUUCACAGAAGCCUUAGAUUUUACCUAGACAUAAAACAGACCAAUCAUGUUAUUGGCAGCAGUAAAGGAGUGCUGUAACAAGAUUAUUUCUGUGUGCAUCAGUUCCCCUUUAAAUUAAACCUUAUACAGGGUUUGACAACAUUUCAGAAAUGAUAUACUUUAACUAAUAUGACUAUAUUGAGCAUGAUGAGCAUGAUAUAAUUCCAGUUCAACCCUUAAAACAUUUAUACACCAUAGCAGCACCUGUACAGACCUUGAGUCAGCCAUGGCUGCCUGGGCAUCAUUUUACUUACCCGCCCUUGUGUAGACUCAGCUGUCAUAGUUAUAGUGGCUCUUGUGACUGGACAGUUUCAGCUGUUGUGCCAGUAGGUUUAGAGAAUGAAUCAUGAUUAUUUAAACCUGGAGGACUCUUUCCAGUGUUGUGCCUAACAAAAUGUACACAGUUCACUUCUAGGAUUUAUGUGGACAUGGCAGCAGUGAUGAAGUGUUAUUGUGAUAGUGAUUCUAGUUCAUAGUUUCCCAAACUGUUUCCCCCCUAGGUAGGUACAAGGAAUUUGGAGCAUGGCCUCAGUGAGUUUUGGGGCCACACGGAUAUGGAAAGUAAUGGACUGGACGUUGAUGUACUGACUCGGCCUGCAGACUUGUUGAUCACUUGUACCAAUACAGAGGAUAAUGCUGAUCUGGAUGAUGGGGUUCUCAAGAAUACUGCAAACCAAAUAUCGACCCUCACUGAGCAGUACCAUUUUAUAGAUCAAAGUGGAAAUACCAUCCACUAUGCAAUUCAGGCAGUGCCUGGUGCCAACCCCCAAAUGGAUUUUAUAGUAACUUCCUUUUGCCAUUUGUUGUUGAAGAUGAUCCUUACCAGUGAAUCAGAAAAUGGGCAAGUGUUCCAUGUCAUUCCUUCCAGUCAGUCAGGAACAACUCAGUUUGUUAUUCCACAGGGGCAGGACAUAGAUGAGCAGCUGCAACAGAAUGAAAGCACUGAAAAUCUGCAGGUAGUAGCAGGCAACACUGUGACAGAAAAUGCAGCCAGCUUUAUUAUUCAUUCCAAUGCAUCAAUGGCCAUAUCAAAGAUACCAUCUGAGAGGUCACCUACAGAGUUGUUCCAAAAACCUCUCCUACCACUGCCAACAAACAUUCCUGUUUGGGCUCGUCGUCUCAGGAACUGUGAGAAAAUAGGAGACUCUUACCGUGGUUACUGCUUAAGUGAGAAUGAGCUAAUGAGCAUUUUAGCACUACACAAACAGCAAACACAGAGUGUUUGGGGAACCCGCCAGUCUCCUAGUCCUGCUAAACCAGCUACAAGACUUAUGUGGAAGUCACAGUAUGUUCCAUAUGACGGAAUUCCUUUUGUUAAUGCAGGGAGCAGAGCAAUCGUUAUGGAAUGUCAGUAUGGGCCACGAAGAAAAGGAGCCCAACCCAAAAAGAGCGCUGAGAAUGACAACAUGUCUGGGGGACUGUACAAAGCAACUUGUCCUGCAAGGAUAUACAUCAAAAAAGUAAAGAAGUUCCCUAAUUACAGAGUGCCCACAGAUCCAAAGAUUGACAAGAAACUUAUAAGGAUGGAACAGGAGAAAGCCUUUAAUUUGUUAAAGAAGGAUCUGGAUGGGACAGAUGGAGUUCUCAGGUGGUACAUGCAGUUACCAGAUCAAGAAGCUCAUCAGUAUCAUGAUCUGGAAACUGGUUGCUUUUCACCAUCAACUUUCCAGCCAUCCAUUGAAGAUGAGGAGGAGAUUCUGUGUGACGAGAACUCACAACCCUCACGGCUACAUCCACAAGUAGCAGAAAAAAUCCGUGAUCUGGUGUCCAAAGGUUUGAGUGAGGUUUACUCAGUUAGGAAACAGCUUAGGAAAUUUGUGGAGCGGGAUCUGUUUAAACCCGAUGACAUACCUGAGCGCCAUAACUUAUCCUACUUUCCAACUGUGAAUGAUCUAAAAAAUCAUAUUCAUGAGGCACAGAAAUCUUUGGCAAACGAGGAGCUCAUUUAUGAUGCGGAAACAAUCCCUGAGCCAGUUAGAGAGAUCCAGUGGACUGCUGACAGUGGAAACGUUCUUAAUGAGAUGGUUACUGUAACAUUUGCACCAAUUCAACAGGAAGAACAAGAGACAUUACUGAAAGUGGAGAAUCCUCCCUCAGAGGAUGUUUGCCAAGACACAGCUCAGCUGAUCUCCUCCCUGACCUCACUUCAGCCCAAAAUCUUUGCUCAGCUACAGGGACUCCAGCUGCAACCGUCCUUAACAUCAGUAGAUGGAAAAACUGCUCUUAUCACUGUGAAUCCACCAGGUCCAACCUUUCUACCGGCUGAAGGUAAAACUGCACUUAUUACUGUUAAUCCCGUGGACCAAUCAUUUACAACUUCUGAUGGGAAAACUGCACUUUUUACUGUAAAUCCCCCUGCUCCUUCAUUUACAUCUGCUGAUGGAACUGCUGCACUUAUCACUGUGAAUUCUCCUGCUCCUUCAUUUACAUCAGCGGAUGGGACAGCGGCAUUGAUCACUGUGCAUCCCUCUGCCAUAGGCAGUUCUACAUGCCUGUUGGGAUCAGGAGGAAACAGUCAGCCUUUGGUGGUCAGUCAUUUGCAGAAUGACUCCCCUGUGUCCUCUGUCACUAGUUUACCUGCCUCUGCCCACAACCUAGUCAGUAUGAGCCAGAUUGUAACAGUGGAAGAGGCAAGUGGAAUGGCUGGAGAGGUGCAUCAAAUUCUGCUGGGAGAUAUCCACCCCAUUCCUAUCAGGAUAGUGGAGAACCAACAAACAAUUGUUGAAAUAAAUGCUCCUAAUGCAUUUAGCACAGAGGAUGUUGUAGCAUUAAAUAAAGAGGUGACUGAAGUACAGUUGAGUGCUACAGAAGAUAGUGCCACAGAUCCACAAACCCCUGUGUGAGCAGAAGUUGUUCCCAUCCCCACAUCCCAGGGUGUUUAUUGUGGGACAGAACUCAGUUUGAGCCCUCAUAUUGAGGGAACUGUGCAACUAUAAAUAUACAUCUAUGUUCACUGAGCUUGUAGCUCAAGGAUUCAUACUGGAAAUCUCUGCAGUGAUCCAACUUAAAUGAAGGGACCCUGUUGUAUGAACACUGAAAUACAUAAGUAUAUGCAUCUGCACACAUCAUCAUCUCUACAGGAGGUUUCAUGAUAUUCCAUUCUUACACACUGAUAGGUGGUUGUAUAAAUUAUAGUCCUGGUGACAAUGUGUAAUAUUUUUGCUUUUUCAACUAAAAAGCCUGGAUGAUUUUUGUUAAAUAAAAAUUUAAAGACAAGUUA